GUCAGUUGUGUCAGGAUUCCUUCCCUGGAGGUGAAGAAGUGCAGAAGUGUGUGCUUGCCGGAGAGCUCGGACUUCAAUUUUGAAACCAGCUGUUUCCGUGCCUCGUCUUAGUCUGGAGCUUUGGGCUUUCAAUUUGGAUAAUCUGGCGCUAUGCAUCCAGCCCCCGGGCGCUUCCAGGCACUGCUCCUCAUCGCUGCCACCAGCCUUGUCACUGUCACCAGCACAGAUUUAACUCCCCGUUUUAUUUCUGAGCCCUCGUCUACUGUCCAGAAGUCUGGAGAGCCCGUCCAACUCCGCUGCUCUGCCGAGCCCUCCUCAGCUCACAUUUCUUGGCUGUUUAAUGGGGAGCCUCUGGACAGCAGGGUGGGAGAGGUGGAAAUCCAGUCAGGAUCUUUGACAAUCGUGUCCCUGAGCCCGGAGAUGUGUGGGCAUUACCAGUGCCUGGCGAGCAGCGCCGUGGGCGCCGUGCUGAGCCGGCCAGCCACGGUGUCCAUGGGCAGUUUAGCUGACUUCGAUGCUCUGGGGGCAGCUGCUGUUGCAGCAGAGGAAGGAGGCACAGCUCUCAUCAGGUGCAAGGUGCCAGAAAGUCACCCCAAAGCACAGGUUCGCUUCCAAGUGCGGGGGAAAUGGCUGGAACAAUCAACAGACAACUACCUAAUUCUUCCCUCUGGAAACCUGCACAUUUUGAAUGUAUCUUUAGAAGACAAAGGUUCCUACAAGUGUGCAGUGUACAACCCAGUUACUCACGACCUCAGAGUAGAACUCACUGGACAGAAGCUCAGAGUCACACGCCCUUCUUCAGGGGGCUCCCACAUCCUCCACCCUCUGGCUCCCCAGAGCCUGGCAGUGCCCCAGCACAGCGCCCUGACCCUGGAGUGUGUGGUCAGUGGGUCAGGGUCAGCCCCCAUCCGCUGGCUGAAGGAGGGCAGGGAUGCUCUGAGGACAGGCAGGUGGAAGUUGCUGCACUCUCACCUGGUGACGGACCGGCUCGAGCCAUCGGAUGCUGGAAAUUACUCCUGCCUGGUGGGAAGUGACUCUGGAACAGUGAAAUAUGUUAACUAUUCGCUUGCUGUACUUGAACCUGCCUCACUCUCCAGGGGACUGCAGGACGAAACCGUGGCCGCCGGGGCGAGCGUCCAUCUGUGGUGCGACGUUGGUGGCAGCCCCGCUCCCAGCCUCACCUGGCUCCACAAUGCUGCUCCUCUCCAGCCCUCCCCACGACAUUUCCCCACAGGAAACCACCUGCACAUCUGUGGGGUCACCCUGGAGGACUCUGGCUUGUACCAGUGUGUGGCAAACAAUGGGAUUGGGUUUGUGCAGUCCACGGGGAGACUCCGUGUCCAGCCAGGCAAAGACUCUGUUCCCAUCAUCAUCUCUUCCCCAGCCAACACCACUGUGGUGGCUGGUGGAGAUGUGACCCUGUCCUGCAACGCCAGCGGCCUGCCCGCUCCUCUGAUCCGCUGGUACGACAGCAGAGGCCUCGAGAUCAGCCCCCCCAGCCAGGGGCUGCACCCCAGAGCACAGAGCCCUCCCCAGGCAGGGCCAGGGCCCUGGUGCCCCUCGGUGCCCCGGCUGGGCUGGGGCUCCCUGCGGCUGCAGAACGUCACCCCCGAGCGCGCCGGCGAGUUCCGCUGCGAGGCCAGCAACCAGCACGGCUCUGCCCUGUCCACUGCCUUCCUCACAGUCGUUCCUUCAGCAGCUGGCACGAGAGCAGGAGAAACAGCUCGCCUGGAGCUGGCCCAGAGCGACGAGAGCGGCGGCGAUGGUGCUGCAGAAAUGGCGUUUCCAAGCUCGCCUCCAACGAAAUCCCCGCUGGAUGCAGCGGCCAUGGACAAAGCGCCGAGCGCGGCCGCCCCGCCCGAGGCCCCCAUCAUCCUGAGCCCCCCGCAGACGCCCAAGCCCGACACCUACAGCCUGGUGUGGCGGCCGGGCCGCGCCGGGGGCCUGCCCCCCCCCGAUGUGGGGUGUGAUAUGGGCUGUGAUGUGGGGUGCGAUGAGGGGUGUGAUGUGGGCUGUGAUCACUCCCUGUUCCAAGCUGCCAUGUCUCUCUCCCGUGUGCAGCUGGAGGACGGCGUGAGCGCGGCGGGCGGCUGGCACACGGUGCGGGUGCCGGGCAGUGAGAACGAGCUGCGCCUCACCGAGCUGGAGCCCUCCAGCCUCUAUGAAGUGCUGAUGGUGGCCAGGAGCGCAGCUGGCGAGGGCCAGCCGGCCAUGCUGACCUUCCGCACCAGCAAGGAAAGAACAUCAUCCUCAAAAAACACGCAGGCUCCGUCUCCACCCGUAGGAAUCCCCAAACAUCCCAUUGUUCCUGAAGGCACAAAUAAUUUCGGUGUCGUCCUUCCGGACCUGUCUCGCCACAGUGGAGUUCCAGAAGCUCCUGACCGACCCACGAUAUCCACGGCAUCGGAAUCGUCCGUCUACGUCACGUGGAUCCCCCGUGCCAACGGGGGCUCCCCCAUCACUGCCUUCAAAGUGGAGUACAAACGGCUGGGUCGCAACAGCGACUGGCUCGUGGCAGCUGGCAACAUCUCUCCCUCCAAGCUGUCUGUGGAAGUUCGGAACUUGGAGCCAGGAGAGAUGUACAGGUUCCGGGUGAUGGCGGUGAACGCGUACGGCGAGAGCCCGCGCAGCGCGGCGUCGCGCCCCUACCAGGUGGCCGGCUUCAGCGGCCGCUUCUCCAGCCGGCCCAUCGCCGGCCCGCACAUCGCCUACACCGAGGCCGUCAGCGACACCCAGAUCAUGCUCAAGUGGACGUACAUCACAUCGAGCAACAACAACACGCCCAUCCAGGGAUUUUACAUCUAUUACCGGCCCACGGACAGCGACAACGACAGCGACUACAAGCGCGAUAUCGUGGACGGUACAAAGCAGUGGCACCUGAUAAAUCACCUGCAGCCUGAGACCUCUUAUGACAUUAAGAUGCAGUGCUACAACGAGGGAGGGGAGAGCGAGUACAGCAACGUGAUGAUCUGCGAGACCAAAGUGAAACGAACGCCGGGAGCGUCUGAAUAUCCAGUGAGAGACCUGAGCACGCCCCCCAACCCCCCCGAGAGGGCGGGGGGCGGCGGGGCCGUGCCCGCCAGCGGCCCCGUGCGCAGCAGCGACAUGCUCUACCUGAUCGUGGGCUGCGUCCUGGGCGUCAUGGUCCUCAUCCUCAUCGUCUUCAUCGCCAUGUGCCUCUGGAAGAACCGGCAGCAGAACGCCAUGCAGAAAUAUGACCCUCCUGGCUACCUGUACCAAGGGGCAGAUAUCAACGGGCAGAUGAUUGAGUACACAACCUUACCCGGGACGAGCCGAGUCAACGGCAGCAUCCACGGAAACUUCCUCGGCAACGGCCUCAGCAACGGCUGUCCCCACGUCCACCACAAAGUUGGCAAUGGGGUCAAUGGGAUCAUGAGUGGAGGAGGAGCAGGACUGUACCCAGGGCACGCCAACUCCCUGUCCAGGACACGCGUGGACUAUGAACAUCCCCAUCACCUCGUGAACGGUGGUGGGCUGUACACGGCAGUGCCCCAGGCUGACCCCUCGGAGUGCAUCAGCUGUCGGAAUUGUCGGAACAAUAACAGGUGUUUCACCAAAACCAACGGCACUUUUGGCAGCGGCGCUCUGCCCGUGGUGCCCCUGGGAGCCCCUUUCCAGCAGGAUGGUGUGGAGAUGAAGCCCCUGAGCCCCCAGGUGAUGGUGGCCAUGUGCCUGGCCUCGGCCAGCCCCGAGUGCAGCGCCCGGCUGCAGCAGGACAGGGAGAGCGCGGAGCAGCGCCCGGCGCAGCACCCCUGCUGUCGGGAGGGCAUCAGCCAGCUCUCUGUGGACUGCAUGGACGGCGGCAGCUGCGUGCACUCGGAAACAUCGAACCACAUUUUGAGUUGGAGUCCCCUCAUUCUUCAGCCUGUUUCCAAGGACUGUAAGGAAAAACCAGGAUGGAGUUCAUCCAGAAUCACCCUAAAUGGUUCUGGGGACCUUUGUCAGCUCCAGCUGCGGGAAACCUGAGGCAGUGACCGUUGUCCCCACUUAAAGCCAGGAACUGCACCGCAGCGUCGCUGAAAGGGAGUCACGGGGGGAUGUUAAUUAUAACAGAGAGAGUCACUAUUUAUUUUUUGUAGUAGUGUCAUAUGAAUGUAUCUUGGUUUCAAAAUGGUUGCCUUUUUAUAUUAUUUAUGCCUUGAAAUCCCUUUUUUGUUGGUUUGUUUUGUUUUUUUUCUUCCCCCACACACACCACAAAACUAGCCUGGUUAUGUGUAUAAAAAAAGAAUUGUAAUAAUAUAAAGAAUGAGGAUGGGAAAUGUGGAGUGUGUUUCCGUGGCAAUUUACCAGCACUUCUGGGGAGCCCCAGAGAGGGAUUUAAGCAGGUCUGAAAUGACCAACAGCUGCACCUCCCUGGCAGCUCAGUGACAUGGUACUUGAACCCUUCUUUCCACGAACACCUCCUGGCCUCUUUUGGUUGCUUGGGGAAGAUCCCAAUGAAGAAAUAAGAUUAAUAAGAACAAUGAGCCUCAGUUGAGUCUGUCCUGUGCAGCUUGAAGCAGAACUUGAGUCAGUGACUGUGUCUUUUAGGUGCUCAAUAACCCUUCUGCAGAAGUACAGGUGGAAAUCCAGCCUGUCUCAUUUUCCCACUUGCAGAAGACAAAAUUCAGUUCAACUCUUGGUUUGAGUGAUUGCUAACAGCGUGGAUAGCUCUGAAAGGAAACCAGUCACGGUGAAGCAGCUCCCACCAGCCCUGGGCAUGGCUGUGAGGAACCCACCCAUCCUGGACACAGCAACCAGUGUUUGCAAAGCACUCCCUCCCCCUACACAAGUCACGGUGCCAAUGAAGCACAAUUUACAGUGAUGGUCACCCCGAGGUGACACGUACAGCCCAGAGCAGCGUGGCCCUGGCCAUCUGGGAAGGGAGGGAGCUGGGCCAGCCUGGCUGCAGCUGCUCCAGAGCCCUGGGGAGCUCAGGGCUACUGCUGCAGCUUUGCCAGCCACAGGGUCUGGGGAGUGAUGUCUGUGUGAGCAGGGAGCCCUUGAGAUCCACUUCUGUGGGCUGCUCCAAGUGUUGGGAUGGGUUUUU
Ficedula albicollis (Collared flycatcher) is the source of this 5050-nucleotide messenger RNA. RefSeq names its product cell adhesion associated, oncogene regulated (gene CDON). Gene Ontology annotation, biological process: cell-cell adhesion; nervous system development; axon guidance. Gene Ontology annotation, cellular component: axon; plasma membrane. The transcript is spliced from 20 exons. NCBI's taxonomy places the organism in Eukaryota, Metazoa, Chordata, Aves, Passeriformes, Muscicapidae. The coding region runs from base 151 to 3987 and encodes 1278 amino acids. The record is from RefSeq and is a predicted model, not a curated record. Gene Ontology annotation, molecular function: protein binding.